UUCGAAGGUGUAUAAAGCAGGGCGCAUCCGUCAGAUGUGCAUCAGUCAUCAGCAAAGACAAAGUGAAGUGAACAAUCCAAUCCAAUUCAAUCUUCUUCAAGUGAACCAACCAAAAAACAAAACCAAACUCAAAAUGCCUUGCCCAUGCGGAUCUGGUUGCAAAUGCGCCACUCAGACACCCAAGACAGGCUGCAACUGCGGCACUGACUGCAAGUGCGGCGGAGACAACAAGGCCAAGUGCGGCUGCUCCUCAAAGUGAGAGGAAGGGAAGCCCAUACCCAAACCAGCACUGAUUUCGUUGUAUUAUUUUUUGUACGCAGCAGCCGUAGCCGUGCACUAUACUAGCAAUUUUUUUCUCGCUUUGCAUAAUGUCCAAUAAACUCAAUUGAAACUUG
This is a messenger RNA of Drosophila guanche, 395 nucleotides long. RefSeq names its product metallothionein-1. Gene Ontology annotation, molecular function: metal ion binding. The transcript is spliced from 2 exons. The record is from RefSeq and is a predicted model, not a curated record. Lineage: Eukaryota; Metazoa; Arthropoda; Insecta; Diptera; Drosophilidae. Bases 35 to 259 code for a protein of 74 amino acids.